UUAAAAUUCGAAGAAGAAAAGGUUCUCUACAAGGAUUUUUGAAGUCUUGUAGAAUUCCAGAUUGAUGAAAGAUGAAUAUUUUGCCUAAAAAACGGUGGCAUGUCCGUACGAAGGAGAACAUUGCGAGGGUACGGAGGGAUGAAGCGAAGGCGAAAGAAGAAGAACAGGAGAAGAAGAGGAGAAUAGAGCUGGCCGAAAAGGAAGCCCGCUUAGAAGCUUUGAGGCAGGCAUCGAGGAGCAACUACGAUGGCUCCCAGCCCGAGAGCAGCCGUGAAAAAGCCGAGCACGUCAAUUUCUUCAGAGAACUCGAAGAAGGAAAGAGCUCCGUUAAAAGGAGCAACAAAGAGUACGAAAGUGAAAAGAAAGACGAGCAGGAAAAAUAUGAAAAACAGAUAGGCUAUUUGACAUACCUCGGUCAAGACACGGUUGAGUCGACGGGAAAGGUUUCCUGGUUCAACAAACUGCCUGAGCGCUACGCCCCGACGGACGAAGAAGUCGAGACGGAUAGGAAAAGACGACAUGACCCCCUGGAAAAGAUCAACGGCUUACUCAAACACGUCAAAGAAGAGCCGGCUCUUAAAAAGCACAAAAAGAAAAAGUCGAGGAAGGACGACAGGCCUACCAUUGAGGAGCUGAGGGCCAAACGACUCAGGAGAGAAGCGGAAGAAAAAGCCCGGAGGGAACUCGUACUCGCCAAGCUGACCGGUAAACCUCUUCCUCAACCUGCCAACCCACCAGCAGCAAGAAAACAAAAAUACUAUUCACAAUUUAACCCCGAACUUGCUCGCCAAAAUAAGAUUGACGGACACUUAUGAAUUUUAUUUGAAAGAUACCAGUUGAUAAACCUAUUUGGUCAUUUUCAAUCCUGAUCAACCCACCCUGUUUUCAUCCGUCAGGCAAGUCUUGGCAUCUUCAUAUUUGGGUUUGUAGAUGUGAUGUGAAUUCUUCAAACAAAUUUAUUUAUUGAUCAAAGUAUUGGUUGGUUGGCAUUUGGUUUGUACAAAUUACAUUUACAGAGUUCUAUUGGUAUUCCGAGCUAAUUGCUGCAGGGGAGUAUUCGGAUUACAGAGGAUGUUCAAAAAAAUACAUACGCAGGUACAAAAAACAAUUUCAACACAACACUUUAUUAUUAUUGCAUUCACCAAACCUACUGUAAUACAAAUAUAUUGUUAAUGUUACUUUAAAAAAAUCAGAUAAAAAACAUUUUCUUCCUCUUUUUCUCUCAUUUGGAAGCAAUAGGUAUUUAUUAGAAGAUAAAUUUAGACUUAUUUAACAUUUCAUUUUUUAGUAGUGAAGGAAUUACUGAACAAAAGAAAUCCUCAAAGUCUAAGCUGGUCUUGGUCUUUUGUAUAACUCUCCCUCUCACUCACUUGUCAGCCACUCAAUUUCCUUGUGAUGUAUUACAACAGCAAGGAUAAGAUCAGAAUGAUUACAUAAAAUCCAGCUGUUGAUUUAUUUUGUAAUUAAUUAUACACUAUUAGAAAUAUAUUAUACAUGUACAUACGAUAAACCAUUGUAUAUUAUAACUUAUAAAAACAAAGGACCAAACUGUGGUCCUUCUCUUAUUUAUGUUACAAUAAAUUUUAUUACUACUG
Molecule: messenger RNA, 1595 nt
Organism: Cimex lectularius (bed bug)
Lineage: Eukaryota; Metazoa; Arthropoda; Insecta; Hemiptera; Cimicidae
Product: leukocyte receptor cluster member 1 homolog
Exons: 3
Coding region: 72-815 (247 amino acids)
Source: RefSeq, a predicted model, not a curated record